GGACAAGGCUGAGGAGGUAGAUGGGGGUCCGCCGGCUCCACUUCUGCCCCAGUAUUUGGCCUCCCUGGCUCUGCUGGCGUUGGCCCUCCUGUCUGGUGGGGCCUCUUCUUCCUCUCUUUGCAGUCUCCCCAACCCCCCCAAAACUACUAUGGCGUGCACACACGUGCAGCUUCCCAUGGGAGGUCCCCUUCUGUGCGCUGGACUGCCCCAAACCGCCGGGCUCAGCCUGGAGGAAGCCCUCAGGCUGCUCUGUGCUCCGGGAGCCCUGUCCAGAGACGAAAACCUGUCUGAGAGCUCUAGUUUUGCUUUAUGUUUUUCCCCAAGGCCCUCAUCCCCAUUUGCCACCCCUGAGGGCUCCUCAUCAGACAACAGCGGGCUCAGACUUCUAGGUCUAGACCCUCGGGGCAGAGAGCCUUGUCUUGCAGGUGGGGGCAUGCCCUCAAGGGGUGCAACUUUUUGGAGAGGAUUUGGCAGUGUCUGUGCUCACUGCCAAUGGGCCCAUCCUUUAACCCAGCCAGUCCACUCCUGGGACUGCACAGAGCUGGGGGUUUGCUGCUGCAUGUGCACAGAGCUGGGCGUUUGCUGCUGCACUGUGCCUAGAAACCACAAAGAAGCAAACCAGCCUCGGUGCCCACCAUUAGAGAACUGUCAGAAUAAAUGAAGCAUCUGUGAAAUAUAAUACUGAGCAGCUAUCAAAUAGAAUGGGACGGGUCCGUCAGCGCUGGCAUGGAGAGAGGCCCACCAUCACUUGUUUUAUGUGAAAAAGCAAGUUGCAAACCAUUGUGGAAAGCAGUGACACGCCGAAGGACCCUGCAGUAGCCUCCAAGUCCCUGUCCAUGGCCCAGGACUCAAGCUCCUCAGAGCUCUUACCCAACGGGGACUUGGAGAAGAGGAGUGAGCCCCAGCCAGAAGAGGGGAGCCCUGCUGGGGGGCAGAAGGGCGGGGCCCCAGCAGAGGGAGAGGGUGCAGCCGAGACCCCGCCUGAAGCCUCCAGAGCAGUGGAGAAUGGCUGCUGCACCCCCAAGGAUGGCCGAGGAGCCUCUGCAGAAGAGGGCAAAGAACAGAAGGAGACCAACAUUGAAGCCAUGAAAAUGGAGGGCUCCCGGGGCCGGCUGCGGGGUGGCCUGGGCUGGGAGUCCAGCCUCCGCCAGCGGCCCAUGCCACGGCUCACCUUCCAGGCAGGGGACCCCUACUACAUCAGCAAGCGCAAGCGGGAUGAGUGGCUGGCACGAUGGAAAAAGGAGGCUGAGAAGAAGGCCAAGGUAAUUGCAGUGAUGAAUGCUGUGGAAGAAAAUCAGGGGCCUGGGGAGUCUCAGAAGGUGGAGGAGGCCAGCCCUCCUGCUGUGCAGCAGCCCACCGACCCCGCAUCCCCCACUGUGGCCACCACACCAGAGCCCGUGGGGGCCGACGCCGGGGACAAGAACAUCACCAAAGCUGCCGACGAUGAGCCGGAGUACGAGGACGGCCGGGGCUUUGGCAUUGGGGAGCUGGUGUGGGGGAAACUGCGGGGCUUCUCCUGGUGGCCAGGCCGCAUUGUAUCUUGGUGGAUGACGGGCCGGAGCCGAGCAGCUGAAGGCACUCGCUGGGUCAUGUGGUUCGGAGACGGCAAGUUCUCAGUGGUGUGUGUUGAGAAGCUGAUGCCGCUGAGCUCCUUUUGCAGUGCAUUCCACCAGGCCACCUACAACAAGCAGCCCAUGUACCGCAAAGCCAUCUACGAAGUCCUGCAGGUGGCCAGCAGCCGUGCGGGGAAGCUGUUCCCAGCGUGCCACGACAGCGACGAGAGUGACACUGCCAAGGCUGUGGAGGUGCAGAACAAACAAAUGAUCGAAUGGGCACUCGGGGGCUUCCAGCCCUCUGGCCCCAAGGGUCUGGAGCCCCCAGAAGAGGAGAAGAAUCCCUACAAAGAAGUUUACACAGACAUGUGGGUUGAACCCGAGGCAGCUGCCUAUGCACCACCCCCACCAGCCAAAAAGCCCCGGAAGAGUACAACCGAGAAGCCCAAGGUCAAGGAGAUUAUUGAUGAACGCACAAGAGAGCGGCUGGUGUAUGAGGUGCGGCAGAAAUGCCGGAACAUCGAGGACAUUUGCAUCUCUUGUGGGAGUCUCAACGUCACCCUGGAGCACCCACUCUUCAUCGGGGGAAUGUGCCAAAACUGCAAGAACUGCUUCCUGGAGUGUGCGUACCAAUACGAUGAUGACGGCUAUCAGUCCUACUGCACCAUCUGCUGUGGGGGACGUGAGGUGCUCAUGUGUGGGAACAACAACUGCUGCAGGUGCUUUUGUGUGGAGUGUGUGGAUCUCUUGGUGGGGCCGGGAGCUGCCCAGGCAGCCAUCAAGGAAGACCCCUGGAACUGCUACAUGUGUGGGCACAAGGGCACGUACGGGCUGCUGCGGCGGCGGGAUGACUGGCCCUCCCGGCUCCAGAUGUUCUUCGCCAACAACCAUGACCAGGAGUUUGACCCUCCAAAGGUUUACCCACCUGUCCCUGCCGAGAAGAGGAAGCCCAUCCGGGUGCUGUCUCUUUUUGAUGGAAUUGCUACAGGGCUCCUGGUGCUGAAGGACCUGGGCAUCCAAGUGGACCGCUACAUUGCCUCGGAGGUGUGCGAGGACUCGAUCACGGUGGGCAUGGUGCGGCACCAGGGCAAGAUCAUGUACGUCGGGGACGUCCGCAGCGUCACGCAGAAGCAUAUCCAGGAGUGGGGCCCGUUCGAUCUGGUGAUUGGGGGCAGUCCCUGCAACGACCUCUCCAUUGUCAACCCUGCCCGCAAGGGACUCUACGAGGGCACUGGCCGGCUCUUCUUUGAGUUCUACCGCCUCCUGCAUGACGCGCGGCCCAAAGAGGGAGAUGACCGCCCCUUCUUCUGGCUCUUUGAGAAUGUCGUGGCCAUGGGCGUUAGUGACAAGAGGGACAUCUCGCGAUUUCUCGAGUCCAACCCUGUGAUGAUCGAUGCCAAAGAAGUGUCUGCUGCACACAGAGCCCGCUACUUUUGGGGUAACCUUCCCGGUAUGAACAGGCCAUUGGCAUCCACUGUGAAUGAUAAGCUGGAGCUACAGGAGUGUCUGGAGCAUGGUAGAAUAGCCAAGUUCAGCAAAGUGAGGACCAUCACUACUAGGUCAAACUCCAUAAAGCAGGGUAAAGACCAGCAUUUCCCCGUCUUCAUGAAUGAGAAAGAGGACAUCUUAUGGUGCACUGAAAUGGAAAGGGUGUUCGGUUUCCCUGUCCACUAUACGGACGUCUCCAACAUGAGCCGCUUGGCGAGGCAGAGACUGCUGGGCCGCUCAUGGAGUGUGCCCGUCAUCCGCCACCUCUUCGCGCCACUGAAGGAGUAUUUUGCUUGUGUGUAAGGGACACGAGGGCAGACGGAGGUAGUGACAUAAAGUUCAAACAAAAAACAUGAAAAACACAAAACAAAAAAACAAAAACACCAAGAACACGAGGAUGGAGAGAAGUAUCAGCACCCAGAAGAGAAAAAGGAAUUUAAAGACAAAAACCACAAAUGCGGAAAUACCGGAAGGCUUUGCCUUGCAAAAAAAGGGUUGGACAUCAUCUCCUGAUUUUUUCAAUGUUUAAACUAUUUAAAAACAAAACCGAGCCCCCUCCCUCCCUACCCCCUUUUAUUUUUGGUCAAACCUUUUGUUUUCUACUCUUUCCAGAGGGGUUUUCUGUUUGUUUGGGUUUUUGUUUCUUGCUGUGACUGAAACAAGAGGGUUUAUUGCAGCAAAAAAAAAAAAAAAAAAAAAAAUCAAUGACAAAAAAAUA
This is a messenger RNA of Choloepus didactylus (southern two-toed sloth), 3759 nucleotides long. RefSeq names its product DNA methyltransferase 3 alpha (gene DNMT3A). Gene Ontology annotation, biological process: negative regulation of DNA-templated transcription. The record is from RefSeq and is a predicted model, not a curated record. Gene Ontology annotation, cellular component: nucleus; cytoplasm. Bases 837 to 3344 code for a protein of 835 amino acids. The transcript has 21 exons. NCBI's taxonomy places the organism in Eukaryota, Metazoa, Chordata, Mammalia, Pilosa, Megalonychidae. Gene Ontology annotation, molecular function: DNA (cytosine-5-)-methyltransferase activity.